Molecule: messenger RNA, 3121 nt
Organism: Trichobilharzia regenti
Lineage: Eukaryota; Metazoa; Platyhelminthes; Trematoda; Strigeidida; Schistosomatidae
Source: the annotation of a GenBank genome assembly
ACGCAUGUACACAGAUAUAAAUUCAUGAAGACCCAUAAAAUACGGAUCAAAUUAAAAUACACAUGUUACCAUUGAAGAUAAACGUGGUAACCAGAUCGUAUGAUUGGUAAAGCAGAUAUCCGAUCGGUGGAACACCAUAUACAUAUGUAUCUGAUAACAUUACCCCUUUGCUUUGUAUAAACAUUUUUACAAAAUGCAAUAAAAGCUGCAAAACUGUUUCGUGUAGAGUUUUUGGUGUUGUUGCUGAGGCAAACCUAAAUCACUUUAAAAACGCAGGCACGCAUGCACACGAACACACACACUGCACAUAUUUAUUUACAUUUAGGGUAACGCAGACGUCUAAUUGAAGGAUUAAAACCACUAGUCCGUUUUGUAAUAUACAUAUUUUUCUGAUCACAUAUUCAUUGUAAAAGAUUAUGAAUUUAUCAAGCGGAAAUUUAGCAAAUUCUCUAGAGUCUUCAUCUUCUUUGCCAAGUUCACCAGAGUUAAUGAAUAAUGGAACAGCAUCAACUACAGGUGGCAACAGCCUUUCGAUGAAUUCGCCGUGUAUUUCUCAUGGAAGUUCUAUGGUUAAUGGAGAUGUCAUGAAGUUAUCGCCUAAUCAUCAUCAUCAUCACCCACAUCAUCCUCAAAAUCAUCACAGCAGUCAUAAUCAUCAUCAUCAUCAGAAUCAACACAAUGAGGAGUCAAGAUCGGCACUGUCAUCAUCGUCGACAUCCUCUACAAUGUUACCUGGAGGAUUGUCAAUGAAUCAUUUAUCAAAUCCAUUAAUUUUCCCUUUUCCACCAAAUUUUCUAUUACAAGAAUCCUUUAAUCUAAUAUAUCAUACAUGUUUAAAUAUGUUUGAAAAACGUUUGACGGAAGAGCUGGAACAAUUUCAUCAAAAGUAUGAUGUGCUAUUGAGAGAAUGCAGUGAGACAAGAUUUCGUCUGAAUAAAGUUGAAAAUAUUUUACGUCUAUUUGAAGAAAAAUUUCAUCCAGCAAAUUUUCCAUUCUUUUUUUCUGGCUACUUGAAUCCUGCUUCAUUGAAAUCUCAACCUGUUCAACGAUACCAAGAACAACAACAACAUCAACAACAGCAGCAACAAAACCUCAAUGAGAUGAAUGAUGCCAACUUGUUAAAUUCACUGAAAAGUGUUGAAUCUGCAUGGUUGUAUAGUUGGAAGGAAUAUGAGAGUUUGUCGAAUUCAUUUAAUUCUGCGCAUAGUAAUGCCUCACCGAAUAGUUUAUUGACCUCUAUGUCGGCAACAGUAACAGCAACAACAACAACACAAGGUGAUCAACAACAAAGUCAAUUAGACCAACGUCAAAAGAUACAUUCAUUGUCAAGUAAAUAUAAAGAGAACAAUUUAGAACAAUUUUCGAUUCAUCGUCUGUCCAACUCAGAAACACAGUCACCACCGCCAGCACCACCGCCAACAACAACAACACCAAAUGAUGCUACAAAUCUACAACUGAGCACAUUGAAUGAAUCAUUUACUAAUCGAAUUCAUAAUUCAUCUUGUAAUUUAAGUCCUGCAUUAUUGCCAUCAUUACCAGUAUCAUUGCCGUCAAAUAAUCGACAGUUAAUGUGGAAUCAAUGGAUGGCAAAUUUUAUGGCUUCUAGUAGUUGUAUGAAUUCUACAAAUGGAUUAUUAUCAUCUUCGUCGACAUCAUCACUGACAAUACCUUCAACAUUGAAUAACUCAGAGAGAAUUAAUAGUUUGAAUACAUCAGAUAUUGAAAUCAAUGAAGGAAAUCAACACAAAUCACCUCGACUAUACCCACCAGUAUUUUUCUCAAAUUAUGAAUUUAAUCCAAAUGAUUUAUUGAAUAUCAACCGAAAAUCCACCUCAUCCAUAGCGUCUUCAUUAUCCCCAUCAGCACCAGCGCCGUCAUCAUCCUCAUCAUCACUACGUUUUCGUGGUAGUAAAUUUGGACGUUUAAAAACAAAAUGUUUGAAUUCGAACAGAUGUCAACAAAACUGUACCUAUUCAAAUAAUCGUUUACAUUUAUGUCAUAAUAGCAAAUCGAAUCAUUACACUGCAGGCAUUUCAACAUCAGCAUUAAAAAAUAUUCGUAGAUCAGCAAUGAAUUUUAAUAAUUGUCAAUGGGCAUUGUCUGGUUCACCACCGCCACCACCAAGUCCAAUGUCGUCGUCGACGAUAAUGACAGAUCAAAGCGUAAGAUCAAGUUUAUUAGGCGGUGAUCUACAACACUCUGGAUCGAAUGGAAUGAUGCAUUCAACAGCUUCAAAUUCACGUUCCAGUCAUCAUCAUCAUCACCAUCACAAUAACAGUAGUAAUCAUAAUAAUAAUAACAAUAACCAGAAUAAUAAUUUAAUCGAUCGUCCAGUAGUUAUACUAAAUCCAGAUGAACCACGUGAAAUAUUCAUCGGCGGGGUACAAUCCGUCUCAUUACCAUUAUGGGCAUAUUGUAAGUGUUUAACAAUGGUACGUGGUGAACCUCAUGAACUAGGCCCACGUCUUUGUCUACGUCUACUACAAAGUUUAUUUAGUCUACAUUAUUUAGUUACACACAAUUAUAACGGGUCUGGAGGUAAAGCACCAAUUGAUCCAGUUGUAAUGAGUGCUGUACUCCGUCAAGCACAAUUACAAUUUGGUUCUGGUUAUUUUUUUACAGAACCAAUGGCAUUGGGUAAAUUACGUGAUUAUUUAAAUAAUGCAUUUCGUGUUAUGGCAUUUAGACAACGGAAAGGUGAACGUGUUCGAUCACCAUUUUGGAAUGAUAAAGGUGAGCCUAUACAUGAUUUAGAAGCACCAGUAGAAUUUGCAAAUAUUACUGAUAUUAUUGUGAUACCACCGCAUACUAAUUCAACUGCUGCAACUGCAACAACAUCAGUCAAUAUGACAACACAAACAGCAACACUGCCAACAACGACAAGAACGACAACAACACCGCUGACGAAUGAAAUUGAAAUGAACAGAAAUUCAAGAUAGACAGAAAGAAAUCCAGGGAAAAGAGCUCCUCAUAUAUGUCGUCUCAAAUAAUCUUCUUUCUUGCCAAGUAUGUGAAUUCAAAUUUAGAUCUAUUAAUUUGUGAGAACUUAAGUCACUCACCUGUGGUGAUUGUACGACACGUGAUAACAAACAGUCUCAUAUAUAUAUAUAUAUAUAUAUAU